Molecule: messenger RNA, 465 nt
Organism: Entamoeba dispar SAW760
Lineage: Eukaryota; Evosea; Mastigamoebida; Endamoebidae
Exons: 1
Coding region: 1-465 (154 amino acids)
Biological process (GO): ceramide biosynthetic process
Cellular component (GO): endoplasmic reticulum membrane; Golgi membrane
Molecular function (GO): ceramide cholinephosphotransferase activity; sphingomyelin synthase activity
Source: RefSeq, a predicted model, not a curated record
AUGAAUUAUCUUCAAUUACAAUAUCCUCAUUGUAUAUAUGAGCCAAGAGGAGUAUAUAGUAUUAUAGAUACAAUUAAAGAUAUUAUUGAUACAUUAAAAUCACCAACAACAUGGAAAAGAUAUUUACCUAUAUUUUUUGGAGUAUUUUGGAUGGGGUUGUGUGGAUAUUGGAACUCAGUAUUUCAAGUUCUUGCACAAGAAAGAUAUACUCAAUGGUUAAUGAUGCACCCUGAAAUACCAAGACACCUUGUAUUACCUGAUUUCUUUUUUAAAGUAUUACCAUAUUUUAAACAAUCAUGGGUUUGUGAUAUUUAUAUUGGAAUUUUUGUUAUUUUUACUAAUAUUCGAUUUUUAUUAACACCAUAUCGAUCAUGUGUUAUAAGAAGAUACUUCUUCUUACAAGGAACAAUAUUCCUUAUUAGAUCAUUCUCAAAAAUUUUACAAUUAUGCCAGACCCUUCUUUAA